This is a messenger RNA of Labrus bergylta (ballan wrasse), 2368 nucleotides long. NCBI's taxonomy places the organism in Eukaryota, Metazoa, Chordata, Actinopteri, Labriformes, Labridae. The record is from RefSeq and is a predicted model, not a curated record.
AUAGUCGGGUUCGCCUUCCUCGGGUUGGGUCUGUGGCUGAGGUUCAGUGACAACACCAGAGGAAUCUUUGAAAUAGACGCCCUCAGCUCGACCACGUUCGUAAUAGCUGUGACGGUCCUGAUCACGCUCGGCUCUGUGAUGCUGUUCGUGGUCGUUUUUGGGGAUUACGGAGCGUGCAACGAGAAGAGAUGUGCUCUGCAAGUGUUCAACGUUCUUCUGACUCUUCUGGCCAUAGCUGCUAUCGGGAUCGGAGUGAUCACUUACACCCAGAGAGUCGAGGUCGGGCAGCGUAUCGCAGAGUUUUACAGCAGCCUGUACGCUCUGUACGCGAUCAACGGAGACCCCGUCGUCCAAGUGACUCUCACAUUCAUCCAAGAGAUGCUUCACUGCUGUGGAGUGACGGGGGUCCCGGUGGUCGAGACUCUGAAGUGCCCCAAACCAGACUCCUUCAGCGAGCACCUCAUCAUGCCUAACUGUCCUCAGGUCAUCAGCUCGAAGUUUGACAGUCAAGCUCCGCUGAUGCUCGGGAUCUUUGUGGGAACUGGAUCCCUGCUGGUCGUAGCUCUGAUUUGCAGCUCCAUUCUCAGAUCAAAGAUCACUCAGGUCUCCUCCACCUCUCAGUACAUCAUCCUGACUCAGUCCUCUCCCGUGCAGCUGGCUAACCCUCCACCCUCACAGCAGCAGGACUUUUUCUCCGUCUCGUACCCCAACCCCGACCAGGAGCCCGUGGUCUUCACCCCCCUCACUGUGGCUUCUCUGACUCAGGCUUAGUCCUUUCCCCUCUGUCCUGAUCUUAGUCUGUAAGAGCACGCCAUGACGCUUUCAUGUGUUCAGCUUCUCUCUGCAUGGAUGGAGGGUCCUGCUUUCUGUGAAGGAAAGAUCCAACCUGAAAGACCCCAACAAGACCCUAAAGACCCCAACACGACCCUAAAGACCCCGAAAGACCCUAAAGAACUCAACACGACCCUUAAGACCCCAACACGACCCUAAAGACCCCAACAAGACCCCAACACGACCCUAAAGGCCCCUAAAGACCCCAACACGACCCUUAAGACCCAACACGACCCUAAAGACCCCAAAGACCCAACACGACCCUAAAGGCCCCUAAAGACCCAACACGACCCUUAAGACCCCGAAAGACCCCUAAAGAACUCAACAUGACCCUUAAGACCCCAACACGACCCUAAAGACCCCAACAAGACCCCAACACGACCCUAAAGACCCCGAAAGACCCCUAAAGAACUCAACACGACCCUUAAGACCCCAACACGACCCUAAAGACCCAACACGACCCUAAAGGCCCCUAAAGACCCCAACACGACCCUUAAGACCCCUAAAGAACUCAACACGACCCUAAAGGCCCCGAAAGACCUCAACAAGACCCUAAAGACCCAAACACGACCCUAAAGGCCCCUAAAGACCUCAACAAGACCCUAAAGACCCCAACACGACCCUUAAGACCCCUAAAGAACUCAACACGACCCUAAAGGCCCCUAAAGACCUCAAUAAGACCCUAAAGACACCAACAAGACCCAAAAGUGCCCUUAAGACCCCAACACGACUCCAAACACCCCAACACCACUGUAAAAUCCCUUACGACCCUAAAGACUCGUAAAACCCCAACACGACCCUAAAGACCUCAACAUGAACCUAAAGACCCCAACACAGACGGGGGUCUCUCAGAUUGUGAGGGUCUUGGUGCCCCCCUGUGGGGAUCUUAAAGGGUUGGAUCUUUCUAAAAACACUUUUCUUCUCUGUAGUUCUGAUCUGUGAUCUUAGUGCACGCUCUCAUUCAGCGGCUGUGGUUGAUCCUGGAGGUGAUGCAGCUUUCUCCCCCACCUCGUCCUCACCCCCUCCCCCCUCUCUCUCUUCACACGGCAGGUCAUCGCUCUGGUGUGCUCCAUCGUCCUCCUGAAGCAGCUCCGCACGGUGCAGGAGGAGGUCAAAGCGUACUAUGGGGCCGUGUACUGAGGAGGGCGAGGAGGAGGAGGAGGUCACUCUUCUUCACGAGUCGUCAGGUUCAACCAGAACCAGAAAACUUUACAGGAAUGUUUCCGUUAGUGAACAACUGAUGGUCCCCGCUUUACAGUUUAAAAUGUUUUUUUUUUUUUCCCGUCCUUUAUCGUCACGCUAUGUUCGUGAGCGGACCGGCUGUGAAGACGGGAAACAGUCGAGUAGAAUCACGUUUGCUGCUUGUAAUGACACUUAAUCAGAAUCAUUUCUAACCUGACGGGCUGAUUAUCGGCUCGACAUCGAGGGAAACGCUUCAUGUUCAGAACAAACUGACGCACACACUGAAAAUCUUUCUUCAUGUUGUUUGUCUGCUUUGCACUAGUCUGUUAAUAAAGCUCAACUUUCUUUAAAGAAA